Cutaneotrichosporon oleaginosum is the source of this 4268-nucleotide messenger RNA. RefSeq lists its product as uncharacterized. Gene Ontology annotation, molecular function: histone binding. Gene Ontology annotation, biological process: mitotic chromosome condensation; meiotic chromosome condensation; mitotic cell cycle. NCBI's taxonomy places the organism in Eukaryota, Fungi, Basidiomycota, Tremellomycetes, Trichosporonales, Trichosporonaceae. Gene Ontology annotation, cellular component: nucleus; condensed chromosome, centromeric region; condensin complex. The record is from RefSeq and is a predicted model, not a curated record.
CGCCCAUCUCCUCCCCCAUCUCUCUUUCGGCAGCCCGACACCCGACACGCUCCCGGCGCACCGGUCCGCCGCAAUGGACUACAACUUGCAGGAGGAGCUCCUCUCCCUCGGCGAGGACCCGUCCCUGUACCCGAUCUCGAACGAGCUCGAGAUCCCCGACCUCUCGCCCGCCGCCAUCGACUCGCAGCUCUCCGGCGCGAUCGAAGCGAUCGUCAAAGAACCCGACUCCAUCACCUACUCCCCCGCCGGAACGUUCGACGUUUUCGCCUCGGUGUUGAAACAUGCCGACGCGCCACCCAUUACCGGCCCCGUGCUCCAAAAGACGCUGGAUGCCAUCCUCCACGGCCUCAAGCACCACUCGGACGCCGUUAUGGUCCUCGUUGCGCCAGGCAACGACGACCUCGACGCGCCGCUGCAGCACAAAGCGCAGCUCGAGCGCUGGGCCUUCCUCCUGCAGUGGUUCGUAGCUGCAGCCGAGCGCGGCGCCGGCCGCAUGCCAGAAGAGCAGGCGGCGGCGGCGAAGAAGGGGCGCGGGAGGAAGGCUCCCCCCCGUCCUGCCCAGUCCAGCAGUCUUGCGUGGGCUGACCACCUUCCCCACGUCCUUGGGACGAUGCACCGCGCCCUCCGCAUCCCGUCAUCACGCAUCUGGCGCACUAGCUCGGAGCGCGAGGCUUUCAUUAGCUGUUUCACCAAGCCCGCAUACCAGCUCGCCGAGGUCGAAGGCUACCUCAAGGCCAACGAGGUGCGCCUCGGCAUCUACAAGGUCAUCUGCCUUGCCGUCAAGUUCCACGGGCACGGCUUCGGCGCCCAGACCUCCAUCAUGCAGAACCUUACCUACUACGAGCACUUGAGCGAGCCCAUGGCGGAGCUCCUGACCAUCCUCGACAAGGAGUUCGACUACCCCCAGCUUGCGGAGGAGGUGCUCCGCGAAGUUGCCGCCAAGACCUUCUUGCACAAUGAUGCCAAGGGCCCGCGCUCGUUCCAGCGCUUCCUCGUUCGCUUCGCCGAGAUGAGCCCUCGCGUUGUGCACAAGCAGAUGCCGCUGCUGCUCGCCCACCUUGACAGCGAGGCCCACCCCAUGCGCAUGGCCGUUGUCGAGGUCAUCGGGCUGUUGAUCAAGGACCUCUCCAUGUCCGAUGAGGGAGAGGAUGAGCAGAAGCAGAAGCAGAUCAAGCGCUUCUUCGAGAUCCUCUUCGAGCGGUAUCUCGACCUCAACUCCUAUGUGCGCUCCAAGGUUCUCACAACGUUGAUCAAGCUCUGCGACCUUCCUGCCAAGUUCCCAAAGCAGCGGACGCAUAUGACCGAGCUCACAAUUCGGACGCUGGCAGACAAGACAUCAUCGGCGCGACGAUACUCGAUCCAGCUGCUCUGCCGGCUGCUCGAAACUCACCCCUUUGGCGCGCUGCACGGCGGAACCCUCAACCUCCCCGAGUGGCAGGAGCGGUACGAGAAGCUCUGUGCCGAGCUCGACAAGGUCGACACCCACGAGAUGGAGAAGGCUAGAGCGGAUGCCGGCAUGGACGACGAGGAAGAGGAGCAGACGGGGGAUGAAGCAGAGGGCGAGGACAAAGACGGCGAGGAGAAAGACGGCGAUGAGAAGGAAGGCGAGGAGGCUGACGAAGACGCUGAGGGCGAGGACGGCGAGGACGCCACGCCAAAGCCUAAGAGGGCCAAACGCAAGUCUGGGGCCAAGAAGCCGCGCCAGUCGCAGAUAGACCUUGCCGCCGUGCAGGCAGAACAGGCAUCGUUGAACCCCGAGACCAUAAUGCGCCUCCGACUCACGAAGAAGUACUACUCUGAUGCCCUCAAGUUUAUCAAGCAGAUCGAGGGCGCGAUUCCAACCCUUUGCGAGCUGCUCGUGAGCACGAACAAGUCCGAGGCACUCGAAGCAAUGCGCUUUUUCCGCACCGCGUACGAGUACAACAUCGAGUCGUCCGAGCAGGGCAUCAAGACUAUGCUCCAUCUCAUCUGGACCAAGGACAACAAUGCCACGACUGAUGACGGCACAGACGGCCGCAGCAUCCGCGGCAACCUCAUCGAGGUGUACCGCAGUCUGUACUUUGACGUCGUUCCCGAUCUGGCUCCCAAGCAGCAGGUCAACCGCAUCGCCAAGAACAUGCUUGAGCGAACGUACGGCGCUACUCUUGCCGAGCUCACCUCACUUGAGGAGUUGAUGCGCACGAUGAUGGCUGAUGGUGGCGUGCAUCCCGACGUUAUCAACAAGCUGUGGCAGGUGUACAGCACCAGCCAGGAGAUCCCCAAACCGCAGCGCCAGGGCGCCAUCAUCAUCCUUGGCAUGCUCGCUGUCGCAAAGCGCGACGUUGUGGCGGAGCGUGUUGAGUCAUUGUUAAAGAUUGGUCUUGGUCAGCACGGACAGAACGACCUGGUACUCGCACGUUACACCUGUAUCGCUCUGCAGCGUCUGGGAGGCAGUGCCAAGAAGGUUAAGGGCUCGCUCACCGACAAGACGAUGCGUUUGCCAAUGGACAACGCCAUUUUCGUUAAGCUCCAGCAAAUCAUCGAAAGGCCGUCCCGCUCCCCUCAGUGGUUCGCGAUGGCUGAACAGGCCAUCAACACUAUCUAUCUUCUGGGCGAGCAGCCCGACGCAUUGUGCGGUACUAUCAUCCGCAAUAUGACGGCCAAGGUGGCCAAGCAGGCCGCGGUGGCUUCGCCCGCGGAGGCCGUUGAGGAGCUCGCUGAUCCAACGUCGCCCAGCAAGGCUGGCUCGCCCAAGGCGUCGUUGUCCCGCUCCAACUCGGAGGGCUCGAUGCAGACUGCCGUGACAUCCCUCAGCGGCGACGAGGUGAGCGCGUAUGCACUGGCGCAGCUCGUCUUCCUCGUCGGCCACGUAGCGCUCAAGCACAUUGUUUACCUCGAGCUGGUCGAGCGCGAGUUUAAGCGCCGCAAGGACGAGAAGGCUAAGGAGAAGGCCGCAGCCAAGGCGGCUGACAAGGACGGCAAUGACCUGGAUGCUGUCGCUGGCAACGCAGAGGAUGACAUUGGCGACUUGAUCUCGGGUAUUCGCGAGAAGGAGCUGCUGUACGGCGACAAAAGCUUGCUUGCUGUCUAUGGCCCGCUCAUUGUUGGCAUCUGCGCGAGCCCGAAGCGUUACAAGUCGCCUACUCUCCGCCAGGCAUCGACUCUCGCCUUGACAAAGUUCAUGUGCGUUAGCGCUGAGUUCUGCGAGGCCCACCUUCCGCUCCUUUUCCAGAUCUACAAGAAGGUGCGCGACCCCGUCGUGCGCUCCAACAUCGUCAUCGCGCUCGGCGACCUUGCUGUCUGCUGGGGCUCGCUCAUUGACGACAAUUCGGAAGUGCUAUACCAAGGCUUGACCGACCCCGAUGGUGUGGUCAAGAAGAACACCCUUAUGGUGCUCACACACUUGAUCCUGAACGGCAUGAUCAAGGUCAAGGGCCAACUCGGGGAGAUGGCUAAGUGUCUUGAGGACCCGGACACACGCAUCUCGGACCUGGCCAAGCUCUUCUUCACCGAGCUGAGCACCAAGGACAAUGCGCUGUACAACAACCUUCAGGACGUCAUCUCGCAUCUGUCGAUUGGCGCGCACGCCGUCGACGAGCCGACAUUUGCCUCAACGAUGCGCUUCAUCUUCCGCUUCAUCGAGAAGGAACAGCAAGCCGAAGCGAUCGUCGAGAAGCUGUGCCAGCGGUUCCGACUCGCGAGCGACGAGCGUCAGUGGCGCGACAUCGCCUUCUGUCUCUCACUACUGCCUUUCAAGUCGGAGCGCAGCAUGAAGAAGCUCAUCGAGGGCCUGCCAUUCUACGCCGACAAGCUCGCCGAGGAGACAGUGUUCAAACGAUUCACCGAGAUUCUGCAGAAGGCGCGCGCAAACAAGAGCGCUGGCAAGCCCGAGACCGAGCUCAAAGAGUUCGAGGCAAUCCUGAACGAACACGCAGCCAAGGGGCUCGAGGAGCAGGCGCUCGAGGCCGACGUCGCGAAGAAGACCAAGGCGGCGAAACGGCGAGCGGCCAAGCGUGGCGCGGCCGCGCCCACACCUGCACCCAAGGAGCGGGCACGACGCGGGCGGCGAAAAGCUGUCAGCGAGGAGGAGGAAGACGACGACUAGUGCUCUUGACCCUUGACCCUGUUGUACCCAUGCCAUUAGAUACGGACUGUCUACGAUCUAGCGUUCUAGCGUCUAGAGUCUCUAUUUUGUCGGGAAGAAGAUGGCGGGCACACCGCCAACGAGCGCCAUGACACCCGUGUAUAUGAGCAGGCCGCCAUAGUUUGUGGCGCCGUAAGCGCCCUUG